Botrytis byssoidea is the source of this 966-nucleotide messenger RNA. RefSeq lists its product as uncharacterized. Gene Ontology annotation, molecular function: cellulase activity. Gene Ontology annotation, biological process: polysaccharide catabolic process. The record is from RefSeq and is a predicted model, not a curated record. NCBI's taxonomy places the organism in Eukaryota, Fungi, Ascomycota, Leotiomycetes, Helotiales, Sclerotiniaceae. The coding region runs from base 1 to 966 and encodes 321 amino acids. The transcript is spliced from 3 exons.
AUGUUUAAACGUCAGAGUAUUCCCUUAUGGGGAUUGUGGUUUUGGUGUCUGUCAUUACAGUCGAGGAUUGUAAGUGCGAAGUCAUCGCAGUAUCAGGAUUUGAAUGAACAAUAUGGUGGUGCGUUGACGGAUUCGGGAGACUAUUUAUAUGGGUCGAAUAAAUGGGGUGAUGAUGGGAGUGGAAGUCAAAAUAUGACUGUUCUUCUGGCAGAUACUAAUGGCGCAAGUUUCAAUGCGACCUGGAUUUGGGAAAAGAAUAUCGAAUAUGUCCACGCCUACCCCAACGUCGGCUAUGAAUCCAUCCAACUCCCCACGACAGUGAGCAACGUCGAGUCGUUCCACCUCAGCGGCAGCUGGUCCGUCUUCCCCGUCGCUUCCCCCACUGCCUCAGACAUGACCAGCGCCCUCAACGCAAUCGCCUGCAAAGCUGAUAUUGCCCUCGACAUGUUCCUCGAUAUGAACAACGUCUCCUCAACCAACGCAUCCCAGGCAACACACGAAGUCAUGAUCUGGCAAUCCGUCUGGGGUGGCGUCUGGCCCAUCGGAUACUACGAUCCUCCUACCGGCGCUCCGGAGUACAAUUUAUCUGGCGUAACUUAUCAACUAUUCACCGGACGCAAUCAACAAGGUCAAAAACAAGCUGUGUUCUCGUGGGUUCCAACCGUAUAUCAGGAAUCGAUCAACGCGGAUGUUUUUGAGCUUGUCAAAGAAUUGGUCUCGAUUGGAAAUAUUACGAAUGAUAUGUAUCUCGGACUGAUACAAUUUGGAUCCGAGACCGUUCAUGCGAGUGAGCCGGUGGGGUUGCAGAUGAAAGAUAUUGAUAUGAGUAUUGGGGUGAGUAGUAGUAGGACGGCGAGUCCGACGGCGACGAGUACGAGCAAAGGAGGAGCAGAAAGAUUUCAGGCCCAAAUUACGAAUUUUGCGAUGCCGGCUGCGUUGGGGUUGGGGGUUAUGUUGGGGAUUUGA